Mizuhopecten yessoensis (Yesso scallop) is the source of this 631-nucleotide messenger RNA. Its product is annotated as cytochrome P450 2C30-like. The transcript has 3 exons. The coding region runs from base 62 to 547 and encodes 161 amino acids. The record is from RefSeq and is a predicted model, not a curated record. Gene Ontology annotation, molecular function: monooxygenase activity; oxidoreductase activity, acting on paired donors, with incorporation or reduction of molecular oxygen; iron ion binding. Lineage: Eukaryota; Metazoa; Mollusca; Bivalvia; Pectinida; Pectinidae.
AUGAAAUUUGAUAUUUACUUGAGAGGAACACAUAACUUCACAUUCCAUUUAGUAUACAGAGAUGGGUUCGUCUUUGCUGUUUGACAACUUGAUUGCUCAGCUUUGCAUCGCUCUGAUCCUGUUGUUUACAGUUAAAAGGUUAUAUAUACAAUACGUGACCCUCCCUCCCGGACCGACUGGAUACCCUGUGAUCGGUUGUCUACUAAUGCUGAGAAAUGUCGUUCCAUCACGUCUCUACAACAAACUUUAUAGGAAGUAUGGUCCGAUCUACAGCAUGAAGAUGGGAUUGAAGCUUUUUGUUGUCGUUAGUGGUUACCAGGCACUUCGUGAUGUCUUCAUAAAGCAUGCAGGUCACUUCUCAGACAGACCAGAUAUGUACAUGUUUAGUGACGUUUUCAAACGCAAAGGCAUCAUUUCAAGUUCCGGCGGUUUCUGGAAGCGAACAAGAACGAAAACGAGUCUGUAUUCGAGAAUCGAUAGCCCGAAUGGAACUCUUCUGCUUUUUGACAUCAUUGGUACAACGCUUUCGGCUGCUGCCCGAAACUGAUGGUGUUUUUCCAAGUCUUGAUCGAAUCGAAGGAACUGUCGGAUCGCCAAAAUAUUUCAACGUUCGAGCCUUUAAAGUUCACAA